AUGAGAUUUGACCAAGUGCGACGGCAAGACGACGCUCACCUUCACAACACUCUCUCUGCGCUUCCCUAUCAUUUACAAACCCUAUGGCUUUUUACAUACAGUGACAUCAGAACGAUGCUCGUCCCGAUCUUGGCCCUUGGCACCCUUACCGCCAUCAUCGGUAACCCGCUGACCACCACCGCCGCCUCGGCCCUCACCAUAUUUUCGAAUCUCCCUCUGCUCCUCCUUUGGCUCUGGCUGAACAUAUUAGUUCUCUCCAUUGCUAAUCAGCGUGAUCCAAGCGGCAUCCUUGAGGACUCGAUGAACAAGCCUUGGCGCCCGAUUGCCUCGGGGCGAAUCUCUGCUACAGAAGCUAAGCACCUGCUUCUUGGGAUUAUCCCAUUAACGGUGGUACUCGGGAUUAAGCUCGAUGUGGGUUACGAGACGCUGGCCUGUAUUUGUGCGAGCUCCUACUACAACGACCUAGGCGGCGCAGACGAGCACUUUCUGAUCAGGCAAUUCAUCAAUGGGUUGGCAUAUCCUGUGUACGGAGUUGCAGCCUUGAAGUUAGCGGCAGGCGCAGUCGACAUCCUCCCUACAGCAUAUACGUGGUUGACUUUACUGGGUUUGGUCGUGGGCACAACGAUCCAAAUUCAGGAUCUGAAGGACUACGAGGGGGAUAAGGCACGCGAAAGACACACGUUUCCUGUGGUACUGGGGGAUGGUUUCACGAGGGUGAGUGUCUGCAUGGGCAUACUCUUCUGGUCUUUCAUCUGCCCGGCGUAUUGGAACUCGUCAGUUCCUGCCCGUGCUGUUGUCUUCCUCUCCGGUAUAUUGGUAACGAUUAGGAUACUGUACGUCAGAGAGGCAAAGGCAGACCGCUUCUCGUUCAUGAUGUGGAGUUGGUGGGUGAUGGGACUUUUUAUGCUGCCUCUGACAAGUGUAAAUUAAGUAUACGUCAGUCACGGGAUACAUGUUUUACCGAAACAUAGUCCUACUAUCAGCCUCGUGAAGUUUCAGAGAGUAUUACAAUCAUAGAACGAUUAUAUACCACUCACCGAUGUUAGAACCCACAGACUCCAGAUUCGCUGCUCCACGUCUUCCAUUUUGCCGUCUGUGGCCUGCUGCUGAACUUGGAACUGGUGUUCUAUGUCUAGAAGAUUGUAUACAGGCCUUGCUUCUUCCCCCGGCUUCUAUAAUAUGAUCAUGCUCAAAGGUUUUACGAAGCUCGAUUGGGUCCAGACAGCUCCGCAUCAAAAUUUCCAGUAGCUUUCUGUUGGAAGGAGG
Messenger RNA from Colletotrichum navitas, 1266 nucleotides. RefSeq names its product UbiA prenyltransferase family-domain-containing protein. The transcript is spliced from 2 exons. Gene Ontology annotation, cellular component: membrane. NCBI's taxonomy places the organism in Eukaryota, Fungi, Ascomycota, Sordariomycetes, Glomerellales, Glomerellaceae. Bases 1 to 930 code for a protein of 309 amino acids. The record is from RefSeq and is a predicted model, not a curated record. Gene Ontology annotation, molecular function: transferase activity, transferring alkyl or aryl (other than methyl) groups.